Entamoeba histolytica HM-1:IMSS is the source of this 1515-nucleotide messenger RNA. RefSeq lists its product as uncharacterized. NCBI's taxonomy places the organism in Eukaryota, Evosea, Mastigamoebida, Endamoebidae. Bases 1 to 1515 code for a protein of 504 amino acids. The transcript is spliced from 2 exons. Gene Ontology annotation, cellular component: cytosol; COPI vesicle coat. The record is from RefSeq and is a predicted model, not a curated record. Gene Ontology annotation, biological process: Golgi localization; endoplasmic reticulum to Golgi vesicle-mediated transport; retrograde vesicle-mediated transport, Golgi to endoplasmic reticulum.
AUGACUAUUUACUCAAUCGCAUUAAUAUCACGUGGAGGUAAUAUUUUAACAGCAAUACAAAAUUAUAAAUUAAAGAAUUUUUCAUCAAUACUUGCUCAAUUCUCAAGAUUAGAAAAAGGUAGUCAAGUUACUUUUAUUCAAUUAGAAAAAAUUAAAUAUAUAUAUCAACCUGUAGACGAUAUUUAUGUUGUAUUAAUUACUUCAAUUAAUUCUAAUAUUGUUGAAGAUACUCAAAUUCUUCAAUGCAUUGUUUCUGUAUUAUCACAACGACUUGAUGGUAUAACAGAGGCAAAAAUAUGUUCAGAUGUUUUUGUGAUUACUGAUGUUAUUUCUGAAUUUUGUAACUUUGAUGGAACAUGUGAAAAAUUAACUUCGUCUGAUAUUGAACAAAACUUAGUUAUGCAAAGUCAAGAAGAAGAACUUUAUUUCCUUGAACUUAAACAAAAGAAAAGUGAUGCUAAAAAACUUGCUCAACAAAAAGCUUCAGAAUUAUCAGCAGAAAAAAAGUCAAGAGAAAAAUUGGAAAAACAAAAAGGAAAAGAACAAAAAGCUAUCGAUGAAAAGUAUCAAGAAAUUCAACGAAUUCAACAAGAACAAAUGAUUAAAAUGCAAGAAGAAGAGGAAGAAAAAAGACGUAUUGAAAAACAGAAAAAGAAAGAAACAAUCAAAAUGAAGAAAGGAGGUAUUACUCUUGGUAAACAAAAGAAAAUUUUAUUUGACGAGGAUGAAGAAAAAAUUCUUAAUAAUGAAGAUGAUGAAGAUCGUUCUACUAAUCAACAAGAAGAAGAAGAACAAAAACAACAACCAAUUCAAGAAAAGAAAUUAAUGACUGAAAAUAUGAUUGUUAAAUUAAUCGAAAAUGUUUCAUGUUCAAUGUACUCUGAAAAUUCUACUUGUUCAUUAAGUUUAUCUGGUUCAUUAAGUGUUUCUGUUGCUGAUGCUUCUUUAACACAUACUCCUAUUACUAUUAAUCAAUAUGAAUUACCAUUAAAAACACAAUUACAUCCUCAAAUGGAUACUACUGCUUUUAGUAAAGAUCAUAUAUUAAUUCCAAAAGCCAAUGCUAAAGGAUAUGCCAUUGGACCAACACCAUCUCUUCUUAUCAAAUGGAGUUACGCUUCUACAGACAAUGAGUCUUUACCAAUUAGUGUUACUUGUUGGCCAUCAGAAGAAGAGAACCACCUUAGCAUGACAAUUUCAUAUGAAACUAAAAAACAAUUAAAUAACCUUCGUAUUAUUGUUCCUGUUAAAGAAAAUGUUAUUGUUGAUAGUUGUGAAGGAACAUACAAUAUGGAAGAUGGACUUGUAUGGAUAAUUGGAAAUGUAGAAAAUGGAAGUACUGGAGCUAUGGAAUUUACAUUGAACGAUAAUAAUCUAAGAACAGAUGAUAUGUUUCCAGUCAAAAUUGACUUUGAUGUUGACCAAACAUAUUCUGGUAUGAAAAUUAAUGAAAUUAAAUUGGAUAAUGUUGAUACAUCAAUUCAAUGUACAACUGACUUCAAAGUUUUCCCAUAA